AUGGUAGAAUUCUCUGAUGAACACUAUUUUGCUUUGAAGGAAGAUUCAAUUCAGCUUGUAAAGAAAUUAACGGGUGCAAAAUCGGCCGUUGCUUAUGCAUCUGUUUAUAGAGGUGACAAUUCAUUAGACUCAUUAAAACCAGUUCCAGUGAUUCACUCUGACAUGUCAGCAAAGGGAGCCGAUUUAACGAAAGGCCUUGCACAAGAUAUCUUUUUGAAAUCAGAUGAUCCAAAGGAAGUUGAAUUUGGAAAGCACUUGAAGCUAGGAGGUAAAAACGUUGUAAUCUACAAUGUUUGGAGACCGAUUCGUACAGUUCAAGAUAAUCCUCUUGGUAUUUGCAAAUGGAAUUCUGUUUUGGAAGAAGAUGCUUUGGAUUUAGGAAUCAUCCCAACAGACGUUACAAAUGCACCACAGCCAUGGAAGUAUAGAAAAGGUCAACGUUGGUUUUACUUAAACAAACAGAGACCUGAUCAAGUUUAUGUAUUUAUGCAACAUGAUAGUAGGGCAGGAAAAGAUGGACAUGGCAUGAAUGUUCCACAUGCUUCAUUUUCUUUACGAGGAGAUUUUUCUAAAAAACCUACUCGAAUGAGUUUUGAAUCAGUAGUCUUUGCAAUUGUGGAUCCAAUCCCACCUGAAGGAAUUUUUUCAAGAUGGGCUAAAGAUAUUAAAUCAUUAUGGAACGAAUGA
This is a messenger RNA of Melampsora larici-populina 98AG31, 687 nucleotides long. RefSeq lists its product as uncharacterized. The record is from RefSeq and is a predicted model, not a curated record. Lineage: Eukaryota; Fungi; Basidiomycota; Pucciniomycetes; Pucciniales; Melampsoraceae. Bases 1 to 687 code for a protein of 228 amino acids. The transcript has 2 exons. Gene Ontology annotation, molecular function: oxidoreductase activity.